UAAAUUCUCUCACGGUAAAGAGAGACAGUUUGAUAGGCACGUGAUCGAAACCGCACAAACAAAAUAGUGCAUCAAUUUAGUGUCUUGGAAGUAGUUUCUCUUUUUCCUUUUUUUCUUUUCUUUUUCCUUUUUUUUUCUUUUUUUCUACUGUUUUUCCUAAGAAAUAGAAGUAAAAAUAAUUAGAAACAGAUUAAAAAUGAUACUGAGAAUCGCUUCUGGAAGCAUCAUUCUUUUAAUCGUGCUCGUUCGAUCAGUCGCAGGGCAAGAUGACGAUUCCUUGGCCAAUACCUUUCUAUCAGGAUUUUUAACUUCUUUAACGAGCACGGCGAAAAUCGCCGAUUGUCCAGGAGUAUGUGUACAUGCAUUAGCAACGUUAAUGUGCGACGAUGUCCUCGAAGACGUGCAAUGUCCCACGACGAGUAUGCGAUGUUGCCUACAAGAUGUAAUAAACGGCACAGGAUCUUCCGAAAAUAUUAUCGAUGAUGAAGGAUCGAUCUCUGCCGAACCCAUCACAACAAUCAAAAAUACUAUAACUUCUACGACGACUCCCACAACAACUACCGCGAUAACUGGCACAUCGACUUCCGCCACUUCAAUAAAAACUAUGCUGGAAAAUCAUAAUGAGACGAGUGAAAAAUCAUCCAUGAAAACAUGUUCGGGUAUCUGUAUGUCCGAGAGAAUCGCAGAUUAUUGUGAUGCUGUGUUGAUAAUAGAAACACUUUGUAAGCCGGGUUACAAGUGUUGCGUGUCCAGGGAUGCUUUUGGGGAUUUCCCACCGCCUGAACUCUUGGUGAUCGAUCGUACAAAUUCUUCUCGUUAUGACGAAAAAAACGGCAGCGGAGUUUUCAGCGAAGUUUCGUCUCCAUCAACAACAAUGAAAUCAAACAUAUCGUUAACUGAUGCUUCUGCUACCGCCAUCGCUACAAUGGUGACAACAUUGACGACAACAACACCGACAAUGAUCACCAAACAACCGUCAACGACAACAAUGAUAACGAGGCCGACAUUGCCACCGAAACUAUGCAAAGGAAAGUGUACGAAUGUACUAUCCGCAAUCUUUUGUAAUAGCAUUGAUGAAGAUGCAGAAUGUCCUGCUGAUGGAUCCGUGUUGACAGUUUGUUGCACCAAUGAACCGCCACCGGAAAAAACAGAAACAACAACGACGAUUCGACCGUCCACAAAAAGUCCUCAACCGAAGUUACCACCGUGUCCUGGCUUUUGCCUCAUGAUAAUUAUGGCAGCUUUUUGCGAGCGGCCAAACGUGAUCAUAGCUAAAACAUCGACCUGUCAAUCCGGCUUUAUCUGUUGUGAUAAAACUACAAAAAGUCCACCACAGACGCAGAAACCAAAGCCGAGACCUACCUCGCGAAUACCGACGACCAUAUCGUUACCACCGGAUCCACGCUCGGAAUGUCCUGGUUCCUGUAUUGUAUCUUAUUUAUCGUUUACUUGCUUCAGAAAUGCCGAGCUGACAAAUUUAUUCAAGUGCAAAAAACAGGGAUAUCAAUGCUGUGCGCCGAAAUCUUUGAUAAGAGAAUUGAAUGGUGAAAAUUCCACAGAACCAAUUCUGACUAAUAGAAAUGAUACGUUCCAUGUUACUUCCCGACCUUACACAACCCCAUUAACCACAUCGAUCUAUGAAACAACAACGAUUGCUACUACUACCAAAAGUCCAGUGUACAGUAAAUAUGUUUGUGGCGUGAAGGGAACUUCUCGCGGACCGAUUCAAGCCCGAAGUUCCGAGAGAGUUGCGCGUGUCGUAGGUGGUGAAGAUGCAGACGCUAAUGAAUGGUGUUGGCAGGUCGCGUUGAUAAAUUCCCUUAAUCAAUAUUUAUGCGGAGGAGCAUUAAUAGGUACGCAGUGGGUCCUCACUGCAGCGCAUUGUGUGACAAACAUUGUGAGAUCCGGCGAUGCGAUUUAUGUGAGGGUAGGCGAUCACGAUCUGACUCGUAAAUAUGGAAGCCCUGGUGCCCAAACCUUGCGCGUCGCAACGACUUAUAUUCAUCAUAAUCAUAACAGUCAGACGCUCGAUAAUGAUAUCGCUUUGCUAAAACUUCACGGUCAAACAGAAUUAAAGGAUGGAGUUUGUUUAGUUUGUUUGCCGGCACGAGGUGUCAGUCAUACAGCUGGCAAAAGAUGUACAGUUACUGGUUAUGGAUAUAUGGGAGAAUCCGGCCCUAUUCCUCUUCGAGUUCGCGAAGCAGAAAUACCCAUUGUAAGUGAUGCUGAAUGCAUAAGAAAAGUGAACGCCGUAACCGAGAAGAUUUUUAUUUUACCGGCUAGUAGUUUCUGUGCCGGUGGUGAGCAAGGAAAUGAUGCAUGUCAGGGCGACGGAGGCGGUCCUUUGGUAUGUCAAGAUGAUGGCUUCUAUGAGCUUGUCGGAUUAGUAUCUUGGGGAUUCGGUUGCGGUCGCCAAAAUGUACCAGGCGUAUACGUGAAAGUUUCCUCGUAUAUUGGUUGGAUAAAUCAGAUAAUAUCGGUAAAUAAUCUGUAAUUACUUUGUAUGACGAUCGCGUCGAACACAUAUCUGAUUUACAUACGUUUAUUACUGAUGGAAUGUUUUAUCUUCACGUUUGAGUAGACUAUGCUAUAUAUGCACGAUAGAGGCAUAGCAAAGCAAUAAUUUAUAGACAUUUGAAGAUAAACUCGGCAUUCGCUGUAUAUAUCUCUAUCUGGCAUUAUAAACAUGUAUACUCAUGAUAUAUUAUUUCGUAUACUCAUGAUAUAUUAUUUUGUAAUCCAUUGACAUUGGCUAUGUAUUCCAAAGAGAGAUAUAUCUUGAAAGAUGAAGAAAAAGAGAAAGAAAUAAAAAGAGAAAAAGAAAAUCUUAUUUCCUUUUUUAUCUGCAAAAAUUAGAUACACAAA
Messenger RNA from Camponotus floridanus (Florida carpenter ant), 2865 nucleotides. It is a transcript of the gene mas, whose product is annotated as protein masquerade. Gene Ontology annotation, molecular function: serine-type endopeptidase activity. NCBI's taxonomy places the organism in Eukaryota, Metazoa, Arthropoda, Insecta, Hymenoptera, Formicidae. Bases 197 to 2494 code for a protein of 765 amino acids. The transcript has 11 exons. The record is from RefSeq and is a predicted model, not a curated record. Gene Ontology annotation, biological process: proteolysis.